This is a messenger RNA of Drosophila obscura, 1622 nucleotides long. RefSeq names its product GATA zinc finger domain-containing protein 14-like. Lineage: Eukaryota; Metazoa; Arthropoda; Insecta; Diptera; Drosophilidae. The record is from RefSeq and is a predicted model, not a curated record. The transcript has 4 exons. Bases 79 to 1506 code for a protein of 475 amino acids.
AUAUGUUUCGCAGUCUUUCGGUAAGCAAGCAGCAACUCGGUUCGAAUCUCAGAAAAGCUAGCAUAAUUCUAUCAAAAAAUGAUUUAUUUAAACAUUCUGACUUUGUUAUUAAUCAAUUUAGUGUAUGUUCAAAGUGAUAUACGUCAUCGCACCAAGAACUCUUACGAAUCCAUGAGGUUGGUACGAGAACUGCAACAACAUCGCUUUAAAAUUGAUCAAAAAAUUCAUAAUCACAAUCGUGCGAAACCAAUACAUUAUCGAACCAUUAUACGCGAGUAUUCAAUGGAAAAUCAAUAUGAAUCCAUGGAGAACAACGACCGGAUUGGAAGAGGAACUAGUGACAAUAGUAAUGUGGAUGUGGAACAACCGUUUCGUAAAAUGCUAUCACAUGAUCCACAACAGGCCCGUUUGGAAAGGUUGUUGAGUGUAAAUGUACCAAAGAGCUCUGCAAGAACAGGAGAUGGUUCGACUAAGGAAUCGUUACAGAGCAAUGCUACGACUCAUUCAUCCACAGAGAGUAGUAGCACGACUAAAUUCUCAGCUAAUUCUUCGUCACCUACUGCAAAGGGUUCUCCGACCAUCCCUGAAACAACCCCUUUAGCUAUAAAAUCUACGGAAGAUAAAUCAACAAAUGUUAACAUCAAAACCAAUACCUUAACCGUUUUGGCUGCUGUUCAGGAAUUGGCAAGGUCCUUCCAUCGCGAAUUUGAUGCCUUUAAAAAUGAACAAAAUGAAAGAAUGGACAAUAUAACCAGACUCUUGAAUGAAGUAAAUGAGAGAUCCUUGAACGAAACCACAACUAUGAAACCAACUAAAGCAGCAAAAGCAAUAAAACGAGAUACCAAAAAGAAGGUACUCAGAAGAACAUCCAAAGCUGAAACCAAGGACAACAUCAAUAUACCCAACAAGAUUCGCAAUAAUACCCGCAACAAUAUCUCUCGUAAUACCCACAACGGAACCUUGCGCAAUACCCAGAACCAGGAAAAGUUGGACCAGAAGCAAUUGAAAAAUAGAACCCGCUCACAAACCGACACAAACACAAACAGCAUUCACAAGUCUCACAAUAAUACCGACAAAAUUAUCCUUAAUAAUGCGUACAAUGGGACCUUCAACAACACCCAAGAUAAGGAGAGUUCGGACCAGAAACUUAUCAAUACCAGAACCCAAACAAAAACUAAUAUAAACACAAGCCCCCUCCACCAAAAUAUAACACACAGCAAGGCCGAAAGCAACGAUCUUCAGAACAAGGUUAUUCACAUCAACAACAUCCUCAGGGAAACCCAACAAAAUAUUCUCAACAAUACCAACAAUCAUGUCAACGGAAAUUUCCUCAGAGACGAAAAGAAGAGUAACUAUUUGAGUACCUACCGCACAGGCCCCAAACAAGCGCCAAUACCUUUUCCACAAACCGAUCGUCAAGAUACUCUGCCGCCACUACCUUUCCACAAAAUUACCAUCUACCGAGCACAAAGAAGAAACAACAAGAUCGAAUAUCCACUGCGAUGAUAUCCUCAUGGAGGCCAUUUCAAUUUAUUUAAACAUAAUAAUCCUUAUAUCAUAUUUCCUGCUCAUUGUGUAUUUUCUUGUAUAUGGUGAAAUAAAUGUACUUUGUGUAGAACAGA